AAGCCUGUUUUGAUAGCAUCAUCUCCAGAAAUGGCUAAAGAGAUAUUGAAAACACAUGAUACUAUCUUUGCUUCUCGCCCUCCAUUAGCUGCCGGUAAGUACAUAAGCUAUAACUAUUCAGACAUGACAUGGGCAUCUUACGGUGCACACUGGCGUCAAACAAGAAAAAUAUGUCUAACCGAACUACUUAAUCCUAGAACACUUAAUUCAUUGGAGUAUAUUCGUGUUGAGGAAAGACAAACUUUGAUUUCUCGUCUUUUUGCUCUCUCAGGAAAACCAAUUUUGCUUAAAGAUCAUUUAACUCUAUUUACUCUUCGCACUAUAAAUAGGUUGGUUAUGAGUGAAACAUAUUGUAGUGAUCAGUCAAACUCAGAUGCUUCAAUAGUAACUUAUGAAAGAUUGCAAUGGAUGUUUGAUGAGUGGUUUGUUCUUAGUGGGGUUAUUAAUCUUGGGGAUUGGAUACCUUGGCUUAGUUGGUUCGACUUGCAAGGAUACGUAAAACGAAUGAAGGCAUUAGGAAAGAAUAUGACAGAAUUUUAUAAAUAUGUACUUGAAGAUCACAAGGCAAAGAGGCAAACAGAGGAGCAUUAUAUUCCAAAGGAUAUGGUUGAUGCUAUGUUACACCUUGCUGAUGACCCUAAUCUUGAAAUUAAGCUUACUACAGAUAGUAUGAUGGGAUUAAUACAUGAUAUGGUAGGUGGUGGAACAGAUACUACAGCAACAACGAUAGAGUGGGCAUUUCAAGAACUUCUGAGGAGACCAAACAUCAUCGACAAGGCACACCACGAACUUGACAGAGCCAUUGGAAAAGAACGAUGGGUAGAAGAAGAGGACUUCUCUCAGCUACCUUAUAUAGAUGCCAUAAUUAAAGAGACAUUUAGACUUCACCCUUUAUGUGCAUUGCUUCCUCCCCAUUACUCUAUUGAGGAUUGUAAUGUUGCGGGUUAUGACGUACCAAAAGGGACAACUGUUUUUGUAAACGCGUGGUCUUUAGGAAGAAAUCCGAAGUAUUGGGAUAGGGCAGAAGAGUUCAUUCCAGAAAGAUUCAUAGAAAAUAACAUAGAUAUAAAAGGGCAAAAUUUCGCGUUGUUGCCAUUUAGUUCUGGAAGGAGAAGGUGCCCGGGGUAUAGCCUUGGUAUGAAGGUUGUUCGAACAACAAUGGCUAAUUUGUUGCAUGGAUUCAAUUGGAAAUUAACAGGAGAUACAAAGCCAGAAGAUAUAAGCAUGGAGGAGAUUUAUGGAUUGACUGUACACCCAAAAAAGCCGGUAUCUUUGAUCAUGGAACCAAGACUUCUCCUCCAUCUUUAUUAGUACUUUAAUUUGUUCUGUUCUUAUCAAUCUUGUUCAGUUUAAGCUAUAUCUAAUAUUAAAAUAAAAUUCCAUAUUUGACAAAGCAACAAUUU
Solanum stenotomum is the source of this 1403-nucleotide messenger RNA. Its product is annotated as trimethyltridecatetraene synthase-like. The transcript has 2 exons. The coding region runs from base 31 to 1311 and encodes 426 amino acids. The record is from RefSeq and is a predicted model, not a curated record. NCBI's taxonomy places the organism in Eukaryota, Viridiplantae, Streptophyta, Magnoliopsida, Solanales, Solanaceae. Gene Ontology annotation, molecular function: oxidoreductase activity, acting on paired donors, with incorporation or reduction of molecular oxygen; monooxygenase activity; iron ion binding.